GCUGGAAGCUGUCACUGCCGCUAAUAUGACACAUCAGAGAUGAGAUGCUGCUUCUCAUUAGCAUCAGGGGAAAUUGGCAGCCGAAUGCCAGAGUGCUGGCUACCCGGGGACCCUCAUCCCAUACAAGUGCGAUCUCUCCAACGAAGAGGAGAUCCUGUCCAUGUUCUCCGCCAUCAAGACGCUUCAUCAAGGAGUUGAUGUCUGCAUCAACAACGCGGGGCUGGCUCGCCCGGAGCCCCUGCUCUCAGGGAAAACAGAGGGCUGGCGGACGAUGAUAGACGUCAACGUGAUGGCUGUGAGCAUCUGCACCCGAGAGGCUUACCAGUCCAUGAAAGAGAGAAACAUCGAUGACGGGCAUAUUAUUAACAUUAACAGCAUGAACGGCCACAGCGUUGUGCCACAGUCAGUGGUGCAUUUUUACAGUGCCACCAAGUACGCAGUUACAGCCCUCACGGAGGGGCUGAGGCAAGAACUCAGAGAAGCAAAGACUCAUAUACGAGCUACAUGUAUAUCUCCAGGACUGGUAGAAACAGGAUUUGCUUUUAAACUUCAUGAUAAUGACCCUGAGAGAGCUGCUGCAACCUAUGAGAGCAUUCGGUGUCUGAAAGCUGAAGAUAUGGCUAACGCUGUCAUAUAUGUCCUCAGUGCCCCACCUCACGUACAGAUUGGAGAUAUACAGAUGAGGCCCACGGAGCAGAUAUCAUAGCGAAUGAAGAGGACUGUGAGCAGCACCGUGUAUCCACUCCACUUCGAACCCUCUGGCAAUUUAGGGUGUCGUCAGCUGGCUAGCAACAUUUUAAUCAAGUACCAAGGAUCGUGUUUGAAGAAUUCUUUUUCUCUCCCUCUCUCUGAGCUGGUGCUGGUGCUGAGCCAGUUUAAAAAGAAACAGUAGUGGGUCUCUUUCUCCCCCACUCCUUUCUGAAACUGCUUAAGAGUAAAAUGUAUUUGAAAAUAAUGCAGGGAAGUGGUUUGUGGAAGAUUGUUGUCUCCAGGCUGGUUUAUUCUUCCUUUUGCUUUCUUUUCAAGGUUUGUUUGAUGUUAUUUGCUGAUGCUGUGUCUGGACGUAAGUGAAGUGCCACAAGAUGUUUGCCAGCCUCGGUAUGCUUAGGGUUUUUGAGAUUUUCAGUGGAUGUCACACAUGUAUCCAUCUAAUUUUUGGGUUUAUUUUCAUCAGAUUGAUUACUGAUGGUAAUGAUGCAUGUGGUAUCUUCUACUUCUUUCAGACUCCACUGCCCUAAACCCAGCGUACAAUCUCACCCGCCUUUCCCAUUCACAUGAAUCAUGCCUGCCAAGUCUGAGGAAGUAUAAAUGUGUGUGCUUGCUGUUUCUCUUUCUUUCUAGGUAGGUAGGUAAAUAGUUGGAGGAAAAGUACCUGUACUUCUGCAGGUUAAGAUGAUCAUCUAAGUGGCAUAGUUACAGUAAGAGUGAGUUGUUUGGUAUUUUUAAUAAAAACUAAAUGUGUGCUGUCUUGUGAUCACCUCUAUCUUCGGUAUCAUCUCCCAGCACUCUUGAUGUUUUUGUACGUGAUGUUUGCAUGCAUUGACACUUUUCUGAAAAUAUUGAUUGGUCUUAGAAAGAUGUAUGGUGCUGUUUAAAUGCUGGUGCUGCUGAGUUGGAAAUAUUGGAAGUUUGUUUAUCCGCAGAGAUGUGAACUCGGAGAGAGAGAGAGAGUGAAAUGAACCAUGCCGAAGCUGUCCAAAACGAAAAGAUACUAGUAGGGGCAUUUGCCUGUAGAGCAGCAGGUAAAAGGUCUGGUUCAGAUCUCGUACUAGUUCUAGGCUGGUGCAGCCCCACUGUUUUGCUCUGGGUUGACUCUGUCUCGAGGAAGAAGCGAAUCAGCCACAAAGCUGAUACGUGCAGACCUGGAGACCACUCGAGUUGUCUUAAGACUCUGGCGGCGUGGCAGAAACACGUCUGGGUGUCAUCCAGCUUGCUGCAGAGCCAGGGAGCUGUUAACGUAGACGUUGCCUUAAGGUUGCAGACUCGCUCCUGCUGCGCUCUGGACUUUCUGUAGUGUUUUGGAAGGGGAACCGUUGGUUUAGGUGGAGCAGGUGUGGUCAGUUGAUCGGAGCGAAGGAUCAGGAGCCAGAGGAACUUGGGUUGGAUUGUUUUGCUUACACCAGUGUAGCUCUGUGGGAGUUCAUCUGUGUUACACCACCAGAAGGGAGACCAGAAGUGGGCCACUACCAUCAUGAGUUUCAACUCCCUAUAAAGCCUUGGGCGAGUCACUUUACCUCGCUGCCUCAGUUUCCCCAUCUGUAAAAUGGGGAUAAUAAUACUUACCUACCUCACAGGGGUGUUGUGAGGACUCACAAACUUUUGUAAAGCACUUUGAAUAUGAAAAGCGCUAUGUAAGUGCUGAGUGUUGAUAUGAAGUAUUAUUAUUAAUUAAAUCUUGUGAUACAUAGAAUUCCUUGUGCCAAAGGUGAGCAACUGUAGAAGGAUACAAGGAGAAAACUGGUAAAACAUUCCUUCACAAAUGGCAAAACAAAAGCAAUUUGCCCCUUUUUUUCCUCUUUAUAAAUACAUGCUCAUGGUGUGUUCUGUCCAUUCCUCAUCAGUCACCAGUUUCUACUGGCAAGUACACGUAGCCUCGUCUCUGGAUUUGGCCUUUUAAUUUACUGUGAGGGAAAUUCAUGCCCCGUGGUGAAGCCUUGUCCGACUAACGCACUACCCUCCUCUGCCUUGCCGAGGCGGUGGCUUUGUGGGGGCUCUGUGCACAGAGCUGGGUCUCACCUGCAGCGCUGUGGUAGAUCGUGUCCCGCAAGGAGCAGCCCGUCCAGGUCAGCACGCCGCCAGCGAUCCUCACCGCAGCAGAGAGCCUGCGCCAGCUGGGAAAGUGCUUCAGUCUCUGUGCCACCGUGAUCCUCUGUUCCACCUGGCUAAGGAAGGUUCAAGCAGUGUUGUGCUUUUUUUGUAACACCCCUGCGACGUUCAGCUAGACUUGAUAUGAAAACUCCCGGUGUUUUCCGUAGGGUUUCUUUUGCAGGAGCUGGUUGAAAUUCAGCAGAUGCGCUGUGCGGCGUGUGCCAUCUUUUUAAGAGAAGAUGGUUGAACUAGGACUUGAAGGCCAAAAAAAAAAAAAAAAAAA
Messenger RNA from Athene cunicularia (burrowing owl), 3091 nucleotides. RefSeq names its product dehydrogenase/reductase 11 (gene DHRS11). Lineage: Eukaryota; Metazoa; Chordata; Aves; Strigiformes; Strigidae. The coding region runs from base 161 to 706 and encodes 181 amino acids. Gene Ontology annotation, molecular function: oxidoreductase activity. The record is from RefSeq and is a predicted model, not a curated record. The transcript is spliced from 7 exons.